CUACCCUGUAUGUCUCCUUUGAUUGGCUGUUCAUAUUUCAAACGAAUUUCGGUGAUUCAAAUGGUCAUGCGACGGAGAUGUAAAGUAUCAACGGAUCAGAGACAUAAAAUGCAUUUUGCAGAUUUGGACAUUGAAUUUGUAACUUGUAUUUAAUCCAGGCUUAUAAGGUGGUAUUCAGCGUGAGACUUAAUGCGGUUUUUGUAAAAUUAAAUUGUCUGGUAGGUUUUUAAUAUAAUGGAAAAGAAAUACAAUGGAGUCUGCUUUCAGGUGAAGGUAACACCAGAAUCAAGAAGAAAACCUAAAACAGAAGAUGAAGACAAGGAUGUUCUUAUCUUGGCUCCUUUCAAUAAAUUACCAAAGCUCCUCUUUGAGAAUGUUAAAGUGGGAACUUCAAAGUUGCAGCACAUUAUAGUAAGAAAUCCUAAUGACUCAAGGAUUGAGAUACAGCUAGAUAGACUCCCUCCAGAAAAGUGUGGCCUUACAUUUAGUGUUGUGAAAUUUGAUGUGGAAGCACAUGAAGACAAAUGGAUUGAAGUGAUAUGGACUCCCUCUAAAGUUGAGUCACUGCAUCAUGUAAUUCAAGUUAAAAAUAGUCACCGUCUUAAACUGGACAUUUCUAUUGCUUGCACUUCUGUCGAUCCACAAAAGGCAAAGAAGAAAAAUGUGAAGCCAUUGAAAGUUCAAAAUGCUCAUGUGAAUGCCUUACUGACUUCUAAAAAAGGUGGUGUGAAGCCACUUUCAUAUUCAAAGACUGAAGUUUCUUCUGGGAUAAAGAAGUCUGUUAACAGAUCCUUCAGACCUACUUUUAGUACAGUUAAUAAACUGAAACAGGAGUACAAUAUAUCAAGUGAACAAUUCGCCACUAUCAAAGAUAACAGACUACCACCAUGUUCAGUUCCAUCCACACCAACUAGACGGGAAACUUAUCUUGUUUUCCAGGAAACUGGGAUAGGAAAUAAGGAAAAUGCAGAAUUUAAACAUAUGCAAAAGAGAACAAAAUCAGCUAAUGAUAUCUGUGUACCUGUUGAUUUGAGACAGAAACAAUUCAGAACAUUUGAAUACUCGUCUUCUAUUCAAAACGUUUCUCCUGUGUUAGCCACACCACCUCGCCAGAGAAGGUGCCAGUUUGGUGAGAAAAAUGCAGAACUUAAAUUCCAUACAGAAAUGUAUUGCAGGAGUCUGCAUAAAAGUUCACUUUGCACUGUUGGAAGGAAAACAUAUGCAAAAGAAUCAAACAAUGAUUUGUCACCAGAUCCUAAUCAGAAUUUUUUUGAUAAGUUGAACUGGUUGAGUUUCACACCAACACCAUCAAGGACAAACCAAGCACAGCAAGAAGUUGCAUCCAAUUUGCAGUAUUCCUCUCCUGAAGGUAGUUUGCUUCCUCCCUGUAAUAUAUUACCCACACCUGAUCGCAGACAAACGUAUGCAAUUCCUCCUGGUUCCAAACCUGAAAAUGAAUUGCAAAUGCAGUCUUCUGAGGAGACUGUGUUUACAUCAAGAAGAAUUAGACAUGUGCACACAACUUGUACUUCAGUCCCUAGGAUUCAGCUUGAAUAUGAUGAGUUUAAUGAUAGUUUGGAAGAACAGAAUGAUGUUUUUAACAAGAAUGUGGUUACAGAAAAUGGAGCAGAGCAGUGGUCUCAGUGGCAAAAACAUAAUUUCUCUAGAUCAGAGGGCAGUUCAGAAGAAUCAGGUGGGAAACAUUGUGAAUCUGUGGGAAAGACACCCAGAAGUAAAAUAUACAGCACUGGAUUGACACCACAGUUUGAUAAACUCAACUUCAGCAGCCACAAUUCCAUUUCAAUUUGUCCUGGGUCCCCAGUUGAUUUCUCUUUGUUACCACCAACAGAAGAUACCCGCAGGUGUUCUACUGUUAUGAAGAAACUGGAGCAGGUGUCUUAUGACUCGCCUUGUAAUACAGUAUGUAAAGACCUGUUUCCCACAGAUUUGGUGGAAUAUGUAGCCAAUGACUCAAUGUCUGGUGAAUUGAGUUGUCUAAGCUCAGGGACAUUUGUGAAGUCUGGAUCUUCAUUUCCUGAUAUUAAUUUCCAAUACCCAGAUAUCAGUUGUCAAGAACCUGUAAGCCAACAAAAUAGUUAUAAAUUGGAUAAAGAAAUAAAUAAACCUCUAGUUUCCUUGAGCCCAGAACAAAACAGUGCAAAGAGUGUCAUAGAAGCAGGUUUGUGGGUAAAACAAAGUGCAGAAAAAUUGUUGGAUAAAACAACAGUUAGUUCAAAUGUUCAUGUUCUAAACACAAUUUCAGAAGAACCAAUAUCUAUAGACAGUUUUUCACAUAAGGAACAAAAAACAGAAGAAUCUAAAGAAAAAUUAUCUGCUAUUCCCGUAAAACAAUUUAAGAAAUCUGAGAAUGCUGAAUCUGGAGGAGUCUUUCUAGAAAUUUCACCACCCAGAAAGCAGGUAUAUGAUUUAUGUGGCAGUACAACAGAUUCUGUUCAAAAGCAGAAGACAUCGUGCAUCACUGGAUGGUCAAAGACUUCUGUGAAAAGUAGAAAUUAUCAAUGUUUAAACUUCACUCCAGGUGUAUCUCAUAAGCUUAAUGGUACCACAAGCAAUCUGACAGGGAAAAAGAGACCAUUUAAUGGCAUUAAGAUCAAUCAGAAUGUCAGUAAACGGCGUAUUUUGAGUGAUGGUAGCAUCCACAACACCAACAUCCAAAGAGGUGUAUCUGCUCAACGACCUCUCAGAAGAGGUUCAACCUCUUCUAUACCCCUAAAAGUCCUUACCAAAUUAACUCUGUCAAUGAGUAAGAAGCAAAAGGAAGAAGCUGUUCAACUUCACAACCCUGAUGCUGUUCUUAACAAACUGGCAAAUCCUGGUCUUUUUGAAGCAACUAAUACAGCUGAGCCAUUCACUACAAGCUCUGUGUACUAUGAUGAAGAAUGGAUGGUGCAGCAAGAGAAGGAAUUCACCAAGUGGCUCAACUCUCUGCUGACUCCACCUGAAGAACUCAACAGCACAACUGCCCUUCCCAAAGUGGACGUGGCAGAACUAUGGAUUCAGAGUUGUCGCAAGCAAGACGUAGUUCCUGCCCCAACUCGAGAGAUGGUCUCUUCUCAAUACCACACCAACCAUCAUCUGGAUGCUUUGCGCAAGGCUGCAUGUUCAUUGUUCCGUUCGCAAGAGACUGCUCAAGUACUGUCCAAAGUUGCAGUACAUGUUGAUAAGAAGUUGAUAGCAAUCCGCAGUGACAGGGAUCUCCAUCUUGAUUUUGGCUUGAAGUGCCAAGUGAUGAAGCUGCUGCUUAGUUACAAUCCUCUGUGGCUCCGUAUUGGUUUAGAGGCUGUCUAUGGCCAAACUAUUCCACUCGAAUCAAAUUCAGAUGUUCAAGGAUUAACUAAAUUUAUUGGUACACGUUUACUCUCUGAUCCAUAUAUUGUGCAGCAAAAUUCACAUCCAACAGUGUCACAUUUCUUCCUCCCAGGAUUUGAGGAUGCAAUGAAGAAGUUUACUCUUAAAAAAUUCCUCUUACUUGUUUACUUUUUAGACAAAGCUAAAGAAAAGAAACUUAUCAGCCAUGACCCAUGUCUUUUCUGUAAGGAUGCAGAACUGAAAGAUAGUCGACAAAUUCUGCUUGCUUUCUCACGGGACCUGCUGUCCGGAAUUGGAGAUAUAACAAAACAUCUAAAAAGUCUUGGAUACAUUGUAACACAGAGACAGACUUAUCUCGAUGAAUUUGAAUAUGCAGUUAAUUGUCUUGGAAAGGACCUGCGUGAUGGAAUUAGGCUUACUCGUGUGAUGGAGAUAAUUCUACAAAACCGAACAUUGUCAAAUGAACUUCGAGUACCGGCUGUUUCAAGGCUUCAGAAGAUUCACAAUGUAGAUGUUGCAUUGUUAGCUUUGAAUGGUGCUGGUUAUGUCCUUACUGGGAACAUCAUGGCAAAGGAUAUUUCUGAUGGUCAUAGAGAGAAAACACUAUCAUUGCUUUGGCAGAUAAUAUAUAAAUUCCAGGAGCCACGCUUCAUUGAUGCAGCAAAGAAGAUUCAGAAUUGGUGGCGUCAUCAGUCACUCAAACUGGAGAUACGUCACCGUAUACAAGCCAGAAAGUUGGCUCAUCUUACACAAGCAGCCACUAGGAUUCAGGCUUAUUGGAGAAGUUACUGUGCUCGAAUGCAACUGGAAAUCCUCAUUGCAGAGGAAGCAGUAAAAUAUGCAGCACAACAGAAAGCCAGCAUUGUUAUCCAAAAGAACUGGAGAAUGUACUUUGAACAUAAGAAAUAUACAUAUGUUUUGAACUCUGUAAAAAAAAUUCAAUCAUGGUACAGAAAUAUUAAGAUGGCAAAGAAGGAACGAAUGCAGUUUCUUCAGAGGCGCCAGACUUUGAUGAGCUUCCAAGCAGUAUGCCGAGGAUACGUGUACAGAAGGAGACUAGCAAGCCUUCAACGUACAGCUGCUGCACUUAAGAUACAGACAUGGUAUAGACGUCACAUAGAACGAAAGAAAAUUGAAUCUUUAAUACCACUUAUACAGAAGCUUAUUGAAAAAGAACGCUUGGUUUCUGCAACUGUUACUAUUCAGAAGAAGUUUAGAGCAACAAUGCUAAUGCGAGCUGACAGGCAACACUUCCUACAACUUAAGUCAGCAGCAGUAGUUAUUCAAAGAAGGUUACAGGCUACAUUACUUAUAAAGAAACAGGCCGAAUGGUACCAACGACAAAAGAGUGCAGCAAGUACCAUUCAGAACAAAUUCAGAGCAACAGUGUUGAUGCGAGCUCAAAGACAACACUAUCUGCAACAGAAGUUUGCAUCAACAGUUAUCCAAAGAAGAUUCCGUGCUACACUACUUAUGAAGAAACAGGUUGAAUGGUACCAACAACAAAGGUCUGCAGCAAGUAUCAUUCAGAACAAAUUUAGAGCAACACUGAUGAUGAAAUUUGAAAGGCAGCAGUUCCUGAAACAAAAGUUUGCAGCAGUAGUCAUACAAAGAAAAUUUAAAGCCAUGCUAAUAAUGAAGGAACAAGUGCAGUUGUACCAUCAACAAAGAUCUGCAGCAAUCAUAAUCCAAAAUAAGUUCAGAGCAACACUGCUGAUGCGUGUUCAAAGACAACACUUCUUGCAACAGAAAUAUGCAGCAACAAAUAUCCAAAGAAAGUUUAGGGCCACAUUAAUUAUGAAAAAACAAGUUGAGUUGUAUCAAAAGCAAAGAUCUGCAGCAAGUAUCAUUCAGAACAAAUUUAGAGCAACAAUGUUUAUGCGAUCUGAAAGGCAGCAGUUCCAGAAACAAAAGUUGGCUGCAACAGUAAUCCAGAGAAGGUUCCGGGCCAUAUUACUGAUGAAGAAUCAGAUGCAGAAGUACCACCUACAAAGAUAUGCAGCUAUCAUUAUUCAGAAGAAAUUCAGAGCAACACUGAUGAUGAAAUUUGAAAGGCAGCAGUUCCUGAAACAAAAGUUUUCAACAACAGUCAUACAAAAAAGAUUUAGAGCCAUGUUAAUUAUGAAGAAACAAAUGCAAUGGUACAAACAACAAAGAUCUGCAAUAGUCUUCAUACAAAGAAAGCUCAGAGCAACAAUCAUUAUGCGAUGUGAAAGACAGCACUUCCUGAAACAGAAGAAUGCAGUAAUUCUUAUUCAGAGAUUAUUCAGGGCUAAAUUACUGAAGAAGAAACAUGCACAGAAGUGUCAACUUCAAAUAUUUGCUGUGCGUGUCAUUCAGAACAAAUUCAGAGCAACAAUGUUGAUGCGUUCUGAAAGGCAACACUUCCUGAAACAGAAAUUUUCAGCAACAAUUAUCCAAAGAAGAUUUCGAGCCACAUUACUCAUGAAGAAACAGGCUGAAUGGUACCAACAGCAGAGAUUUGUAGCAAUUUUCAUUCAGAACAAAUUCAGAGCAACAUUACUGAUGCGAUCUGAAAGGGAAAACUUUCUGAAAAAGAAGUCUGCAGCAAUUACUAUGCAAAACAAAUUUAGAGCCAAAAUUCUGGGACAGAAAGAAAGAAGUUCCUUCUUAAGAAAAAAAUCAGCAGCACUUGUAAUUCAACGGUGGUUUCGAGCCAACUUAAUGAAGAAAGGAAAGGAGCGCUGUACAAUUUUAAAAUCUAGACAAGAGGAAAAUAGAAGAAAGACUGCUGCUGCCAUCAAAAUCCAAGCUCUGUGGAGAGGGUACAGAGAACGUAAAACUGGGUCUCAGGAGAUGACUGCUGUAAGGGAACGUGCCCUGAGUACCGCGCAGAAUGCUCUUCCUGGGACAACACUACAAACUCGAUCCACAGCUGCUCUAUUCAUACUUCAGAAAACUUGCUCAGGCCGCCUUAUAUGGGCCCUCAUGGAACUUGAUACAAUUACACAACUUUCUCCGAAACUUUGUGUGGACAUUGCAAACAGCAGUGUUGUGAAGACUAUCUAUAAGUGUCUUGGUAAUGCUAAUCGCUCUGAAGUUGACAAGGAAAUGUGCACAGUGGGUACCAAGGUCCUCAUUAAUUUAGCCAAGUAUGAGAAAAGUUCUGCAAGUGUUUGGCAGGUGCCUGGAAAUGUGACCAUAAUACUGAAUCUGAUGUCUGCCUGGUGUGGAAAGAAUGAUCCUCUGUUUUGCAACUGCUGCACCCUGUUAUGGCUGUUUGCACAAGAGCCAACAAAUGCUGUGAAGAUUGUAAAGGUGCCACAAGUGCAACAGAAAUUGACUCAUUAUUACAAGCAGCUGAAGCAAAAGCAAGAUCGAACUCAAGCUCUGAUGAAAAGUUUGUCCAAGGUGAAGGCCAAACAACCAAAGUUUGUUCUGCCAUCCCUCAAACCUGACUGGAGUUUAACAGGUGCAUGUCUUCAGCAAACUUUUGAAAAUCCCUUAUAUGCUGUGAGUUCUGUAAUUGAACAAUUAAACAUGAAACCAGAUGUGAAAUAAUUUUAGUGGUGAUCCUUUGAGUUUUUAUGUGGAACAUUUUAUGCAAAUGGGUUUGCCACAUUUAGUUUUAAAAAGAAUCUGAGUUGAAAACUUAAGAAGCAUGGCCUGGAAAUUCUUUGAUAGGAGGGCACCCUAUAAGACCUAUAAUCAAUUAUUACACUAAAAUAUUUUAACUGAAAUCUCACAAUUUUGACACGUGAAGUCAAUGAAAGCUCCUUCACACUGAAUUAAUAAUCCUUUUCGGUAAAUAGAAAUUUAAGUAUUAUACAAAGUGCAAACAGACCAUUGUUUGUUAUACUGUUAACACAUAUUUUAAGUUUAAAGUAGGGCUUAAAUAAAAUGUAUGUUAUUUUAUUAUAUAAUAACUUUAUGUUCAUAAGCAAUGAUACAAUGUGGGACUGGUACUUUGUAACAGAGAAACAUGUAUUUUAUUCUGGGGACUGAAAUAAAAUAAUUUUUUGCUUUGAGAAGUUUUUAGUGUCAGUUUAAUAUCUGAAGGGUUCAGGGCAACAAAGAGUUUGAGGAUGGUUUAUUAAACAGUAUUGCUCUUACAUAUAAUACCCAUAACAAAACUUGCAUUUUGCUGUGGUUUGCCUAUAUGUUGCUUCUAAGUUAAGUACAAUUAGCUAAAAAUAAAUACAUUCUACAAUAACAUAAUUUUAUUUCUUUCUGAUUUUUACAAUUAGAAUAAUGGAACGUGCUUCGGAAUAUUUAUGUGAUCCCAAAUGCUUUGUAGUCUCUCUUCACUAAUUUUAUUCAGUCUGCUUGAGUGCUUGCCAUGAUCAUCAAUCUGAACACAACUAUUGCCUAUGAUCAUUUUUUGCAAUUACUGAUUAUUUUGCAACUGUGAACAGAAACUGAUCUUUGCAAACCUGAACUGGAUUUCCAUCAGCAGUCUGCAGAUUUUCUUUACAUUUUGAAAAGUAUUUCUACUAUUACUUUACUAGUAAGAAUAUAUAGUAUGUUUUAUACUGACAUUUAUAAAAUAAUGAUUUUGGCUGGCACUCCCUGCAUCAUAGAGGUUAUGUACCAUGCAAGAAAUAGUACUGUACGCCAUUAUUAAUCCAUCACUGAAAUGGGUAAAUUUUCUGUUUUCAUUUGGCAUGUAUUCUUCUUCACUGUCUACCAAAGCAUUAUAAAUAUUGCAGUCACUAAAUUCUUGGGCUAUGAACCUUAUGUUUUAAAAAAGCUGGAUCAGCUUCCAUCCUCACGUUAAAAGGGGGGAGAGGCACCAACUCAGUUGGGACCAAUAGAAAGAACUAACCUCAAUUACUGGACCUGAGGUUAGCUCUUUCUAUUGGACCCAAAUGAGUAGGUGUUUUUUGGCAGUUUACUAGGCAUGAUAAUGUUUAAACAUGAAUUAGUAUAUGAUUGGGGUGAAAGUAAGACUAAAUCAGUAAUUCUGCUUUCCACACAAUACAAAAUAAGAAUUACUGCUGCUAACAUAUGAAUAAAAUAUUUUUUUAUAAUGUAAUAAUAGGUGUAAAGUAAAGUUUGUCCCACUACAUGUCAUAAAGGCGCUUGGGGUAAGUGGAGAUAUAGUCCUCUCUCUCUUGACCUUGGCACUACAUAGGGGUGAGUGGUCGGUGUCACG
This is a messenger RNA of Zootermopsis nevadensis, 8446 nucleotides long. RefSeq names its product microtubule assembly factor abnormal spindle. Gene Ontology annotation, molecular function: calmodulin binding. Gene Ontology annotation, cellular component: spindle pole. The record is from RefSeq and is a predicted model, not a curated record. Lineage: Eukaryota; Metazoa; Arthropoda; Insecta; Blattodea; Termopsidae. Gene Ontology annotation, biological process: mitotic cell cycle; spindle organization; establishment of meiotic spindle localization.